Molecule: messenger RNA, 9164 nt
Organism: Dermacentor andersoni
Lineage: Eukaryota; Metazoa; Arthropoda; Arachnida; Ixodida; Ixodidae
Biological process (GO): nucleus organization; nuclear migration; cytoskeleton organization
Cellular component (GO): nuclear envelope; membrane; perinuclear region of cytoplasm
Molecular function (GO): kinesin binding
Source: RefSeq, a predicted model, not a curated record
CUACGCAUCAGUUGCGCAUGGCGGCUUUCGCGUGCCGUCUGAUGUUGGUGCGGUGAAAAUCGAUAGUGUCCUUUCACUGUGCUGCUCAAGGGAUACACCAAGCGUGCAAAUAUAGGUAUGUGGGACGCUGUUGUCGCAUCAGGUUCUACGUAACUCCUGCUCAAGUUGUGCAACUCGCAAAUAUUCGGCGACCCGGGCCACUCGAGGAUACCCCGUGCUAGGAAUGAUGACCCGCUCGUCGUCUCGCGGAUUGCGAGUCCAGAACGCGCCGAUGAGGCGAAGCACCGCGUAGAAGGUGUCCUGUGAGCAUGGCCGCGCGCCCAGUGUCGGUGUUUGCCGACCGAACUGGAGGGUGCGACGACACUGCUCGCGGCCAGAGGCUUCGUGUGCCGUACUGACUCGUCCAUAUGGCCAGCCGCUGUUUAGGCUGAACAGAACUGUGUACCUGACCUCACCUAGGCAUCGUCCCUUGCCGGCCUCGACACGUUCGAGGAGACGCGCUAGCAACGGGAACAGCCACGACAACGUCUCCUGCAGCUGGCCUUGUCACUGCAGCAGCUUUGACAAGCAACCAGCAUCGUUCUUUGGAUGUGCAAGACUGCAGGGAAGACGUAGCCAAAGCCAUUAUGGUAGCCAUAAUACGGGACGACAGAGCCGAGACAGGACUCCUAUGGGAACUAGUGCCAAAGAAAUCUCGAAGACACACGGGGGCAUCGAGUUAAGGACACGACAAAAGAGUAGGACAAGGACAGCACACAUUCAGGGCAGGAUCUUGAAAUUCCACGGGCAGCCACUACUGAGUGAAGGUAUGGAUAACAUUCCGAGCAGCUUCUCACAGCGAAAUGGACUGGAGCCCCGGAAGGACGAUUUCUGGGAGGCCCUCAGCUCCAACUAUAACUACCUCAUGAAUGAUGAGCUCAUUGCCACGUGCAGGGAGGCAAGUGGGGAACUGGACCUGGAUGAAGAGGCACGAGUGUCGCCGCCGUGCGAGACCCUUUCGUUUGCCGAGUUUGUCCGCCAGUUCAACCUGCUGCAUGACUGGUUACAUCAGCUACAGUCAUCGUUGCUUGACUCGGCCUCUGACCACAAGGCCGAGGUAGCUGAGUUUGUCGGUGGUGAGCUGCGUCGUCGCCAGCCAUCACUGUCGCUCUUCCUGGAGGAAGCUGAGGGGCUGGCAGUGUUGCACCCCACGCUCAAGGAGGAAGUGAACCGGCGAGUGAACCUGUUGAGCAACAAGCGUGAGGCCGUCCAGCGAGCCCUGGACCCCGACCGGGCAGCUGCACUGGCUCCUGCUGUUGGGGAGGCUUUCCAAGAAGUGGCUCAGGAAAUGCGCUGCUUGAGGCGUUGGCUCAAGGAGCUGGAGGCCCGGCUGCCUAGCCAGAUGGCCAUCUCUUCAGCGUGGACGCACACUGAGAUCCAAGAAAGAUUGUGUGCCCAACAGGUUCUGCAGCAGGAGAUUGAGUCUCGAAGCGUGCUGGUCAAGUCCCUGCUGAGGCAGUGCGAGGCACUGUGCGUGGGAACGAACGCGGCUAGUAAGAAUUCGACCCCGAGUCCAUCGCAGCUGCCACCGUCCCAUGCUAAGCCAGCAGUCGCGCAGCAGCAGCAGGCAGCCCAAGACGGCGCCGCCGCGUGUCCCGCAUCUUCGCUCCAGCCGUUGUUCGCCAACGAUGCCCAGCGGAUCCGACGCGUCGCCACGAACCUCGAAAAGCGUUGGCACGCCCUGUGGCUCCGUUCUCUAGAGUGGCAGUGCCUGCUGGAACAGCUUCUGCAGGGGUCAAGGGGUCUCUGGGAGACGGGCAGUGACUGCUGCUUCGGUGAUGAGCCCAAGACCAAGCAACCACGCUUGAGCUGUGAAUGGGACGGCAGCAGCAGCACAGCAAGCGACAGAACCAUGGAAAUUGGCAGCAGCAGUAACACCGGCACCAAGGAACCCCGCGCUGAAGACCAGCUGACCUCCAUGCCUCCAACGGUCUCUGUACCACCCGCAAGGCUUGAGAAGGGUGUCAUGGUUGGGCAGACGGGCAUCAUGGACCUUAAGUUGGCCUGCAAAGGAGGGCGGCGCUUCGAGGUGCUCCACGACGUUGGGUAUUCGAGUGAGAGCUCGACGCAGCUCUCCAGCGAAGACUGCAUCCGGAUCUACAGCUACUCUCCGGAGCUGGCGGAGUCGGUUUUCCGGGAAUAUCGUGACAGCCUGGCAAGAGAUGGCGUCGACGGAUGUGGCAUAGGCGACAUCAAUGGCAGUGCGGCCCUGUACAAGGCGGCUGACGAGGAAGAGUACGAGGAAGGGGAGUAUGAGGCGUCACCGCUCAUCCAGUCGAGCGUCUCAAACGUCGACUUCUACAAGAUGACACUGCUCGAAGAAGCACCAUUCUCGGACCAUAAUGGAGAUGAUGUCAUGGCCGCUGCAGGGCAGCUGGAUGAUGAGUUGAUGGACUUCGCGGAGCUGGAACAGCUUGGUGGUGAUGCAAAGGCCUCUGCAGCAGGUGUCGACGGCAAGUCAGAACGAGUUCGGCGCUGGCUUCAGAACUGCGAGUCUGCGCCUUUGACUUCUGCGUCCGCCGAAGAGGAGGAGGAAGACACAUCCGUGACAGGAGGCAAUGAGGGUCGCGUCGACAGUUCUUGCGAUGCGAGUGGCGAGUACACUACGAAUGAUGAAUCCGAGGAACCUGGCAAUGAGUCCGACGGAGCUGCCUCGUCUCGCCGUUCUUCUCGUGGCAGCAGCAGUCAGGGCCUGGACACUUCACGAAGUAUGUCGCUUCUCAGCAAGUCAGGCACUGGCUCUGUGGAAACCGUCGUACAGGUUGGCUCUGCCCUCUCCGAAGGGGACGCAGCAGCGACGAAAGUUGUCUUGCGCCAGGGCCUGCGCAAGAAACGCUCACGCGAGCGUCCCUGGAGUGUUAUAGAGCUAGGUCCAUGUGGAGCUCUGCAGCUGUGCCCACACUCGACGUCCGAGACGGCUCUGAACUUGCUGGCAUCCACAUCAGCAGUGAAGGCACAGAGUCGGCCACGUACGAGCUCAGUGGGUGUUCAGAAAGACCCCUCAUCGCCUGACCGCCGACCGCAAAGGUCUCGUGGCCUACGGGGAUUGCGCUCUGGCUCGAGCUCGGAGGCCCUGUCUGGCUCUUCAUCAGCACACAAGCGGCAGAAAAGUGGAGACGACAGCGGACGCCGCCUGAGACGAGCCUCCGCCACAUCCCUUUCAACAGGCACCACUGGGUCUCUGCAGAAUGUGUCUUCAUCUUCGGGCACAGAGAACUACCAGACAGGCAGAGAACAUGGAAUCUGCACGUCUGUACAGGACUGCCUUCCGUACAUCAGCUCCAAGAGCCACCUGUUCUCGCGGGCGCCCACCUUGGCCCAUGUGGAGGAGCAGAGCUCAGUCUCAGACCAGGUUUGGGAUGAUUACCAGGACCCACCGUACUUCAGCGAGCCCUACUCCGAGCAGACUGCAGAUGAGGACCAAGUGAAGAAGCUGCUAGACUUUGGGGACGACUACUGGGCCUUCAUCGGGAGCCCAUCGGACACUUCCUCGCUCAGCGGCCAGCCCAGAGACCUCCCAAGACGAUCCCCACACAAGGGCCGCCCUGCCACCAAGCCUGGGGGCACUACGGAGUUUGACUCGGAUUCAGACAUCGAGGACCUUCACCACCUGUUGGGCCAGAGCACUCGUGCUUAUACCUUCAUUCGCAACAGCCUGCAUAAGAUCGCUGCCUCUGGCAUGGAUGCUCCUCAGGGGCCCCGGGAGAAAAUGUCACCACCUAAAUUUGCGGAGCUGGUGGCCACCUGCCAGACCAACCUGCACUGGUUGAAGAUGAUCCGCAUCCACCUCCAGAAUGGAGAAGACUCACCACAGCUACAAAAGCUCAUCAGCCAGUGGGAGGCCCUGGUGAGGGAACUGCAGGACGCCAGCAGCGGCCGUGUUCAAGUUGGGUCGACAAGCGAUGGCCGCGACGAGAAGGCCAUGCCGAAAGGUGCGUCAAGCCAGGCCGAUGUGCUCCGGAGCAUUCACACGCUUCGCGAAGAGCUGAGCAACCUGACGGCACUCGUCAACCGCCCUCACCCAAUGGCAACGACCGAAGGCGACUGUGCCAGGCCACUGUGCCAUGACUUCCAGGCUGUCGAGCGGAGAGCACAGGAACUCAAGGUGGCACUGGCUUCACUGCACGACAUCCGCGACGCCCUGUUGGAAGUGAAGGUGAAAGCCCACCGGCUUGGUGCGAGCGGCUGCGGAGAAGAUGUUGACUUGGCCAUUGGGAAGCACAUCCAGGCUUUGUACCGCCAGUGGGAUGACGCCUACGAACAAAGCGGCACCAAGCUGACUGAGUUGCAAAAGAUGCAGAGCGAGUGGAAGAUGCUGAAAGAUUCACCUCCAAAGUGCCCAGAUGCUGCAAAGACUUUGUUGCAGGGCCAAGCAGGAGUCCCAAGUUCAUUGGAGAAGCCUUCAACAAGCAGGAAAGCCAGCACCGUGACUGAGCAGUCCCACAGCCAGAUCACAACGAAUGGCAUGUUGACGGCACGGUGCACAUCGGAAGACUCGACAGGGGCUGGCAGCAGGCGGAAGCGUCUCUGGCGGGUGCUCAAAGCUGCGCUGCCUGUCCAGGUGGCGUUGGUGCUGCUUUACUGUGUUGCCUGUCUCCUGGAACCACACUGCUGUGAUCUGCUCAAUAACUUCCACACCUCGUUUGGGCCACAGCUCAGAUACACACACGGGCCACCGCCCAUUUAAGUGUUGGUGGAGCACCCCAAGUUGCACAAUUUGACGCAUCAUCUUGCCUAGAAUGAGCCCCACAGUGCAACGGGGUCCAAGAUGACCCGCAUGGAUCUCUUGACUGGCCAGACUGAUCUAUGACUCUGAAUCCAUCCAACAAGACGAAGCAUCCCUCCCCAGCACAUUGCAUUGUACGGUCAAGGAGAGGAGAAGUCCACACAAAGACACUGCCACCAUUGACCCACGUCGAAAAACAACGAGCAGCCUCAGUUUGCUCGGGACAUCACUUGAUUCAGCUUGCUCUCUUCUGUGUUCAGGUUGCUUUCUUCCUCUCUUUUUUGUCUGUGGUGUUUCGUUGUUUGUGCAUACUCGUCGUGCUUCGGUUUUCAUUAUCCAAAGUGAGACGGCACGUCAACAUUUCUUGCGUGCAUUUUCUUAGGAUUAUCGCAACACACAUCAUUAUUAUAUCUUUGCACACAAGGCGUACCACUGUGGAAUACUUCAUUAUAAGAAGUGUCUGUAGAAAGUGCAAGAAUGUUGAAAACAAAUGUGACACACUUCCUGUAGAAAUAGAAGCGACCUUGGUCUAUUCAGGCAAAUGGUUUGAAAUUCAUUGCUUCAAUUUAUCAAAGUUCAUAGUUUCAUCGUUAUUUAUUUUGAGCAGAUUUGGUGACACUUUGCACUUACUAUGCAAGCUGAAAACAUAGGCUUGCUUAUAGCUAUUGAAACAGCCAUUUCUGGCUUUUCGUUAGUCGCCAGUCACUAUUACUUCCAUAUGCAAAAAUCAAGCACUCCAUUAAUAUUAGCGGAUGCUCUAAAAGUGCUCAAUGACAAAACCGCCACAUCACAUUGAUCAUGUCAUUCACGCAUUCAUCAUUGCAUCUGGUAGAAGAAGGUAGCAGAUGUUCUACUGCACGACUAGUUCGUCAGUACUGGCGACGACUGAGGCAGCAGUUUCCAUUUUGCUUUUUUUUUUUUUAAAUCUCAUGGUGAUGUAUUUGCUAUGCAGCUGUGUUGUCUUUUAUGAGAUCAUACAUAUCGGAGUUGUGUCCAAUGUGUGACAUGGCUCUUCGAUUAUCACUGUUGGCAUCAAGUGCUUGGCUGUGUAUGAUUUUAUGGUGUUGCUUUGCAAUUAAGGUUGCCACAUUUGUUGUGGGAAAAAAAAAAAGCAACCAUGGGAGUCUGCUGUAGUGGUGACUGUUGUUAGAUUUGCUGCAAAUAUCUGUUGGUUCAAGCGAAACAAAAUUACCGAGUUAUGUGCAACAUUGAUUGCAGAUGAAAACAAUACAAAGUAAAGAAAGGUGUUGCACUUUCUCCAGUGUAAGUGUUGCGAGGACUCGGAAGCUUAAUUUGCUCACUUUACUGUGUCUUCUAAUUUGCUGUUAUGCUACCUGAUGGAUUCUGGCGGGACAUGGUUUGUCAGUCAGCCACCCAGAUGAAACUGGAAAGUUCACAACAGCCGCUAUCGGCAAAGUACCGGCUGGUCCAGUUUAAAGCUAUAAUGGUAGUAGCCCUGUUUGCAAUGCAAGGCAGUAGUGCUUUUAAAGAAAUGCACUUUAAACAAAUCAUGGUAGUGAAAAAGCAUGAGAUAUAGCUAUCAUUUGCAGAACUGCUCACAAGCCUGCUGAUAGAGAACAUUUUCACCCGGUAGAAAAGAUUGCACGAGAUGGAACUACUAUACAUAUAGCUUGCUCUUAGAGGGGCCCCGAACCACUUUUGAUUGAAGUAACGAAAGGCAUUUGAAGUGAAAAUAGGCUGUUUAAGAAAUACUUUGCUGCAAAAAUUACUUCAAUGCAUUCAGCAGAAGCGGAGUUAUUGGCAACCAAACAUGGCCUCCACUGGGCUCCCGUUCCUUCUUCGAUGCCUUGCACUGCAAAGGCUACUGCGUAGUGGUGCAUGCCCGCAGCGCUGCGCCUUCUAAUUGUCACUGUGGCGCGUAGUUGAAAUUUCAUUUUGGAUGUUAACGUAGACGUCGUGACUUCCAAUUUUGGUGCUUACGAUGCGCCAAACAUAAGCCAAACGCAGUUGUCCUCAGCGAGCUGCAGUGCGCUUAGCCACUGGACUCGUGGCGGAACCCCGCGGCGGCCACAGUACCUACGCUAUGUAGCCGACUGCAGCUACCAAUAGUAGUGGUGUAUGGGAAUCCACUUUAAUACGAAAUAAGGUGUAAAGCCUGCAUCCUUAAGAGAGUAAGGAGGCAGGCUUCUGUUGAAAAGAGCGUGUUGGAGAGAAAAGUGACUUCACAAUCGGCUUGCGAGCUCCACGCACCGUAUACGGCAGCACAACUUGGCUGAGAUGUUCACAGUAGCGCAUGCUCCCCGCGGACUAUGUUAUUUCACCAAGCCCGAGGGGUGGUUCGGGGCCCCUUUAAGGAGAGUAAGUAUGUUAAAACACUGCCCAGAGGGCAUUUUCAGCGCACUUGUUAUGCCAGCGAUGAUUACCGAUAAAGCCAGUACACUUCUUUGGUAGUAAGCAAGUUUUUUUCUUUUUUGUUUAAUGUUACUAUUUUUUUCCGUGAAACAGGGGCCAAAUCAAGUUUUUGAACAUGUAUUGCAUGCAGGUUUUUCGUGUCAGUGAACUCGUUAAGCGCUUAGUUCAUUGUCCUUGUCUUGUUCUGCAGUGUUAAGUUCACAGUGUUUUGUGCGCUAGCAUGGCACGGAGGACAUGCCUUGUAUGCCAUGCUUUCUUGUUUUUAUUUCUCCUGUUGCAUUAGCUGUGUCCUUUAAUGCAUAUUAUGGUUUAGCUGUUGUUGUCUUUGUAGAUUUUCCAUUAUUCUCUGGACUUCCAAUCAGAGCAUCUUGUGAGAAAUCAUGCCGAGUUCUAAAACAUUCAUUCUCACACUUCUUUUCCGGUGUUCUGGCAUCAUUGUCAAGAGUUUGAGACAGGGCUGUCAUAGACCUUUAAACCAUAGGCACCUGGGAACCAUAACUUCGACUAGCGAGGUUUGGUGCUUCAGCUGCUCACCAUUGUGACUGGCAGAUUUCCUCUUGUGUCACUGUAGGGUGGCACAGUGCUACAGCUCUUUUGGACAAGUUCCUGUUCACGUCCUGAGCUGACGUGCCUGACCCUUUAUCUUAAUCAUGUGCAUUUCCAUUCUAGGUCUUAUCAAUGUGCACCUUCGAAACAAUAAUCAGUUUUUCAGGUUUAAAUGAUUGCUGUUUUUUAAAGGACCCGCGUGUUGUGCACUGCAUGAAAAUUAUAUAAAACUUGAAUUUAUAUAAUUUGUUUUAUAUAAAUUCAAGUUUUAAAGUAAAAAAAAAAUUGUCUUCAGCUCUCUAGGGUUUCACGUGAACUAAAGAUUCAGUCCAUUGAUAUCAUGCAGCUUGUACCCAUCAUCAAAAAUGUUAGCUCAAGUUUCUCUUUGUUUUAUAUAUAUAACAAUACUUAAGUACCUUGAGAGAAAUUUAUUGUGCCUUAUUCCCACCACAUGAAGCAUGUUCUUUAAAAAGAAUGAACCAUUAGGUCUGGGCAAGUUAUCUUAAUGCUUUCCAUAGGAGCAUUGCAGUGUGGUAUCUUGAUGCCUUCAGAUUUGUUGCAAAACCUGUUUCCUCAUUUUUUUGGUGAUGGGUCUGCUUGAGGAAGUUGCUUGGAAAGGUAAAGUUGGCCACAAUUGCCUUGAUGCUGUGAUUGCUGCAGCUUACCCUCAGCUGUGGAGGAAAUAUUUUUCUACUGAAUAGUACAUGCAAUGCCUGUGCUUAAUAUAUUGGUGUACUCCAGUCUCCACAAAUGGAUGACAUGUUUCCCACACUGUGAACUCGAGAAACUUGAAAAAAAAAAAACAUACCAGUUUAUCAAUACUAUUUUCUAUAGAGCUUGUUGAUACUUUUUUAAAGUCAUGCGAAUGACCACAUCUUGUUAUUCUGUUGUUGCAGACUGUAGCCCACUUUCUCACUGGGAAUCAUUUUUCAGUUGUUUUUGUUAGAGCAUGUUUAUUAUUUCUCUCUAUUUGAUGUGGUCUAGCACCCCCCCCCCUUUUUUUUUUUAGAUAUAUCCAUUUUAAGUCAAAACAGCCCACAGUGGCAGAUUAAUUUUUUCAUUUACUUUCUUGUAGUAUUUAUUAUGCAAUUUCGUGCCGCCUUGAAUCACGAUUUCGGUAAGUGCAAAAUGUCAACACAAGCUCAUUGCGAAGGCAGGAUUUAUGCUUUGCGUUGCCACUAUCUAGUCAGAGCAAAAAAAUUUCUCGCCAGUUGUUUCUUAUCCUUGUUUUUUUUCCCACCCCCCUAUGAAACAAGCCUAUUUACAACAAAAAAGACUAUGAUAAACAUCCGGUUUUAGAUGCGUUGAAUGUCUCACAGAUGCUCCUUCAGAAACAGAGCUCGCAUUGUUUUCCAGUGCUGUUUCUGAUGCAGUUGGCCAGCACCAAGCAGAACUGUACGCAGGUGCUACACUGUAUGCUAUGUAUGACUUCACUAGUGGCCUUUCUAGAUGUGUGGAAUAAAGUGAACAUUAUUGUCCA